AUGGAAGGUCUGUCUCUCCUUUUCUGUCUGCUUCUAACUGCCUUUCAAGAGUCUCCCUCAGAUGACCCCUGCUACAGCUACACUGUACUGGACGAACCUUGGAGAGCCACUGACUAUCAGAAUGACUCUGUCUUAAUGUGUGACCGGGAUGUGAAUUGGUUUGGCUGGUAUCGUCUCUUCAUUCAUGGCCAGAGUGCCCAGAUGCCAAACACAUGUAUUGACGAGUACAAAUGUGGCACUCAUGCCCCACUGUGGUUAAAUGGUGAACACCCAAAAGUCGAGGAUGGAGUGGUCACCCGAGGUGUCUGUGGUCACUGGAACAAUAACUGCUGCUAUUACAAUUCUACUCCCAUUAGAGUGAAAGCCUGUCCAGGCGAUUAUUAUGUCUAUGAAUUUGUCAGGCCAUUUAUGUGUGCUGUGGCUUACUGUGCAGAUGUUGGGAACAUCAACACUAUCUAUACAACUAUCACACCAGAGACCAAUUCAUCUGAACCAUGUGGUGGCAAUAUGACAGAUUGGAGGGGUGUAUUACUCAGUCCCCGGUACCCUAAUAACUACCCUAAUAACGCACAAUGCACCUGGACCAUUCACAGCACAGGGAACACAACUGUGUCACUGAUCUUCACUGACGUUGAUUUGGAAACAUGCUGUGAUUACAUCAAAGUAUAUGAUGGUCCUUCUACCCACCACCCCUUACUGGGAGAAAUACGGGAGUACAGGAACCAGUCUUUUAGAUCCAGCAGCAAUGAUCUGACUGUGUUAUUCUACAGUGAUCACAGUGUCACACGUAGAGGAUUUCACGCAAACUGGGUCUUUGUAGAGUCUCCCUCAGAUGACCCCUGCUACAGCUACACUGUACUGGACGAACCUUGGAGAGCCACUGACUAUCAGAAUGACUCUGUCUUAAUGUGUGACCGGGAUGUGAAUUGGUUUGGCUGGUAUCGUCUCUUCAUUCAUGGCCAGAGUGCCCAGAUGCCAAAAACAUGUAUUGAUGAGUACAAAUGUGGCACUCAUGCCCCACUGUGGUUAAAUGGUGAACACCCAAAAGUCGAGGAUGGAGUGGUCACCCGAGGUGUCUGUGGUCACUGGAACAAUAACUGCUGCUAUUACAAUUCUACUCCCAUUAGAGUGAAAGCCUGUCCAGGCGAUUAUUAUGUCUAUGAAUUUGUCAGGCCAUUUAUGUGUGCUGUGGCUUACUGUGCAGAUGUUGGGGACAUCAACACUAUCUAUACAACUAUCACACCAGAGACCAAUUCAUCUGAACCAUGUGGUGGCAAUAUGACAGAUUGGAGGGGUGUAUUACUCAGUCCCCGGUACCCUAAUAACUACCCUAAUAACGCACAAUGCACCUGGACCAUUCACAGCACAGGGAACACAACUGUGUCACUGAUCUUCACUGACGUUGAUUUGGAGACAUGCUGUGAUUACAUCAAAGUAUAUGAUGGUCCUUCUACCCACCACCCCUUACUGGGAGAAAUACGGGAGUACAGGAACCAGUCUUUUAGAUCCAGCAGCAAUGAUCUGACUGUGUUAUUCUACAGUGAUCACAGUGUCACACGUAGAGGAUUUCACGCAAACUGGGUCUUUGUAGUUCCUCAACCUGAAUGUGGAGGACACCUGUAUGGUUCUGGGCUGUUCUCCAGUCCAAACUACCCCAACUAUUACCAUGACAAUGCCUACUGUGUGUGGUAUCUCUCUGCUGAGCAAGGACAGAGGAUCUUCCUGACAUUUGCGGAUGUGCAAUUGGAGCGCUGCUGUAACUGUGACUACAUCACAGUAUAUGAUGGCUCUUCCACUGAUCAUCCUCAGCUGGGAAAGGUCUGCUUCAAUGACACAUCACACCAGGUGUUUCACUCUUCUUCACAUUACUUGACUGUUGUCUUCAGGAGUGACUCCUCUGGUGUCAGCCAUGGUUUUAAGGCCCUGUUUACAAGCUCUCUGACUGAAGAACAAGGUCGUGUGGAUUGUUCCUCAGACAACAUGCUCAUUGUCAUUCAGAGAUCUUACCUGAAUUCACUUGGGUUGAAUGGAAAUGACCUUUAUGUGGAAGACCAUCUUUGCAGACCCACUAUUAGCAGUACUGAAGUUGUUUUCAGCUUCCCACUUAAUGCAUGUGGAACCGCCAAACAGACGAUGAAUGGUUAUGUGUCCUACACCAACAAUGUGCGGGCCUCUCAAUCUCAGUCAGGUGAAAUCUCUCAUCAGUCACAAUUCCUGCUACGCGUGGGCUGCCGAAUGGAGCCAGACACCAUGGUGCAGAUAUUCUACAAGGCCAAGGAGAUCAUCAAUGCCAACAUCACAGGAACGGGCCGCUUCAAUGCCAGCAUUGCCUUCUACACAUCCAGCAGUUUCAAUCAACAAAUUUACGACUCUCCGUAUGAAGUGAACUUGAAUCAGCUUCUGUAUGUUCAGGUUGCGCUAAACAGGCCUGACAACAGUUUGGAUCUCUUCCUGGACACCUGUGUAGCGUCUCCAAAUCCCAAUGACUUCAAAGAUCGCUCCUAUGACCUGCUGCGUAAUGGAUGUCCCAGAGACAACACAUAUUAUUCCUACACCAGCGGUCAACACUAUUAUGCUCAGUUCAGUUUCCGAGCUUUCAAGUUCCUCCGAACUCAUGCCUAUGUGUACCUGCAGUGUAAGGUGAUCAUCUGCCCUGAUAACGAUUACAACUCUCGCUGCCGCCAAGGUUGUCGCUUCCGUCGCAAGAGAUCCCUUGACAGCACCUACCACACCAAUACUGUGAGGCUGGGGCCAAUCAAACUCAAAGGUCAGAGGCCACUAACAGGUAUCAUUUCUAAAGAACUGUAUUAAAGUUAAGGCUUUUCUAAUAACUGUCCAUUCGCUGUCAUUCCAGGAAUUGUGUGAAGGAGUCUGAAGGGUCAAAGGAAUGAAGGGAUCAUCUCAAUCAUAACCUUAUUCAUUACUGUUGAUCAAUCUUAAUUACCCAGCAAAUUAAACUUAAUACAAAUUAUAUUUUUGCAAUUCAAUAAAGCAUAUCUAAAAAGAUGAUCUGGUCACUGUUUUUUUCAAUGUUUUAUAUUCACAUGUAUUCCGUUCAGUGUUUUCAUGACCUCUCCGAAAUGAAAUCAAUAUAAAGGUAGAAAAAAAAAUACAAUGAAUAAAU
Molecule: messenger RNA, 3124 nt
Organism: Carassius gibelio (silver crucian carp)
Lineage: Eukaryota; Metazoa; Chordata; Actinopteri; Cypriniformes; Cyprinidae
Product: CUB and zona pellucida-like domain-containing protein 1
Exons: 14
Coding region: 1-2811 (936 amino acids)
Biological process (GO): negative regulation of inflammatory response
Source: RefSeq, a predicted model, not a curated record